AUUUACCCUUUUUUUCAAAUAUGAGGAAAAAAAAUCCUCCCAAGCAGAGCCUAAUUACAGUUUCCCAUAGAACUACCAUCUCUAUUCCGUCUUCACUUCACUCGUUCCCCGCCUCCAAACAAACCUCUCUCACCACCACUCUGUCACUGCCUCCUAACCCCUCUCUUGCCUUUCAAGUUUCCGGCGAAAUUAAUUCAGAAUGAAUGCGAAAAGGAAACGCCCGGAUACGAUUUCUGAUUCUGUAACAGAACAAGAACGAAUUGUUCAUGAAGUAAUCCGAAGCAAACAAGACAUGGGAAUAUCGCAACAAGACAUGAAACGCGAAAUUAAUCUUCACAGCAACCUAAUCGCCAAAUGUAUUAAGUCACUGGUAUCUAAGAAUCUCAUAAAAGAAGUGAAAAACAUCCACAGCCGGAGACAGAAGCAUUAUAUGUCCGCGGAGUUUGAGCCUUCCAAUGAAAUAACUGGUGGGGCAUGGUAUGUUGAAGGUAGCCUUGACAAGGAGUACAUUAAUGUUUUGAAAGAGCAGUGUUGGAGGAAGAUUUAUGGUUUGAAAGUUGCUACUUUGGAAGGGAUUGCGGAUGCUAUCAAGAGGAGCAAUGUUUCGCAGAUUGAGUUGUCGAAACAGCAGGUUGAAGAGAUUGUGAAGGCUUUGGUUUUGGAUAAUGAGGUUAUGGAAGUGAGAAGUACUGGAACGGGGGAGUUUGCGUCGAUUCCAGUUGGGAAAGCUUGCUAUAAAUGUGCUGGUAAGAGAGGUUAUGGAGGAGAACCCAAGCUUGGUGCCUUGGCUUCCAUUCCUUGUGGAGUUUGUCCACAGAUAAGUCGUUGCACCCCUGAUGGAAUAAUCUCUCCCAUCACCUGUGAAUAUUACAAGAAAUGGUUAGAGUUUUAGUUUGAUUGCAUAUUUUAGAUAGUUGAUGGUUGAUGGAUUUGAGUGGCUGGCCAAAAUUUUACAUUCCUGAAUGUUUUUUAAGUCUAGCCUGAUAUAUAUUGCUCAUUUGGUUUGUUGGUUCUUGCUUAUUGCUUGUUUGCAUCACUCUUUAUUUCUUUCUUUGAAUGAUACAGUGAUUUGAUUAUUUCUGCAAGUGUGAACUGAUCCUUGAUAAAA
Messenger RNA from Gossypium arboreum, 1108 nucleotides. RefSeq lists its product as uncharacterized. Gene Ontology annotation, biological process: transcription by RNA polymerase III. The record is from RefSeq and is a predicted model, not a curated record. The coding region runs from base 200 to 892 and encodes 230 amino acids. Lineage: Eukaryota; Viridiplantae; Streptophyta; Magnoliopsida; Malvales; Malvaceae. Gene Ontology annotation, cellular component: RNA polymerase III complex. The transcript has 2 exons.